Messenger RNA from Xiphophorus maculatus (southern platyfish), 2762 nucleotides. Its product is annotated as protein FAM111A-like. The coding region runs from base 591 to 2645 and encodes 684 amino acids. The transcript is spliced from 7 exons. Lineage: Eukaryota; Metazoa; Chordata; Actinopteri; Cyprinodontiformes; Poeciliidae. The record is from RefSeq and is a predicted model, not a curated record.
GUACCCAUAAAACUCAGCCAAACAUUUUACAGGAUACAUACCGACUGUAGUCCCUCACAGCUGGGGGAACCAGAAUCUCUUUCCUGGUCCAUCUUCCAUCUCUGUCUUUGACGUUCCUGCCAGCCGUGUCCCCUGCAUGUGCUGAGUGCAAAGCAGAACACAGACAGACGUCCCUGGUGUCUCUCCACUGGACAGAAAGGACAGAGUCCUUCCGGAUCCAGCGGAUGCUGCCACGCUCUGACUUCCUGUCCAAUGCAUUUUCAGUUGUUUUUGGGAACCCUUUUCUGUUUGCUUUGAUUGUGCCACAUGCCCAGAUUUUCUUUUCGAGGAGGUCAGCAAAGAGGGCUGGACUUGUGUAAAAGUUGUUUACAUACAGCUUGUAUCCAGACCCCAAGUUUUUGUAUUCAAAAGCUUUUGUACUGCGUCAUGGGUUAAGCCUUUGUCUCCAUUGGGUGAGUCAAGGUUCCAGGUGUUUUCAUUGCCCCCUGAGGUCAUUCAUUUUACAGCCGUUACUAAAACAUCAGGGUGAAACAGUCACAACCUUCACUCAGAGAGUUUAGUCCACUUGUUCACUAGAAGCUAAAGAAACAAUGGCUCCAAAGAAACCAAAGAUGGAAGAAAGCAAUCAAGAUAUACGAGACUUUCUCACAAAGCAACAUGAUGUUCCUGGUAGUUCCAGCAGCAGAAACAGAAAAAAACCUAAAGUUUCAGAGAAUGAGAUGAAUCCAACAAAGGUGAAGAAAGAAGAUGGGACUGCAGAGCUGGAUGACCAUAAUCAUAACUUCAUAGUCAAAUUUGGUUCAGAUGGUAGAGAACACAUGGUUUACUGUAAGAAACCAGGAACUGUUCUUCAGACAAUAAAAUCAGAGAAACCCAAAGAAUAUAACAAAUAUAUAAAGAAAUCACAGAAAACAAAAAUAUCAGACGAAAACAUCAUCAUUAGAUCAGGUAAAGGAAAUAAUUCCCACAUUGUUGCAACACAUUUUCCUUGUUCUUGUGUGAAGGACGAAGAGACUCUCACAAUAACUACAUCAGCUAAAGUUGUUGAGAAACAGCCAGAAGAGGCCAGAGCUCUCCUAAAGGGAAAGUAUUUUGUUUUCUUCAUAGAUAAAGAAGGAGGAGAAAACACCAAAACUAAAACAAAUCUCAUUUUUAGAUGUAACAGCAUUCUUACGCGAUUUAGGUAUUUCUGUGUUUAUGGGGCAAAAGGGAUGACAGUGGAAGAUGUUUUAAGACGGGACGGUCGCUUUGUUGACGUUCUCACAAACUUCACUUUGUCUGAAGCCGAGGCUGAAGCCCUUACAAACUCUACAGAAAUAGUUGACAACCUAGAUGGGAAGAAAUUCCAAAUAAAUCUUCCGAAGGAAGAAAAAAUAAAAGCAACAAAUCCAUCACAAGUAGUUCAAGAGCAAGACCCAAAACAACAGACCAGCCAUGAGCAGCAGCAGGAGGGAGAUGCUUCUGGAUCAACCAAAGUACAGAAGACGAGUGAAACUGUAACAGUUCUAGAGCAUGCAAGACAAAAGGGUGUCAGUAUAAAGGCAGCAACAGAAGAAUUAAAGAUUCAAAUUGACCUUAAUGAGAUCAAUGACCUUCUGCGGAACCAGUUUCCACAACUGAAAGACUGGAUGGAGAGGAGAUUUACUGGUCGUUCCUUUGAGAAAACCCUGAAACUGAAAAAGGAGAACUUUGGAAAGAUCCAGAAUUCCUUUAGUGAAGUUCACACUGUGAGAGAGCUGCUGGAGCUCAGCAAGUCCAUUUGUCUUUUGAUCAUAGAGGAGAAGAAUAAUUCAGGUUUAACUGAGCUAAAGAAAAGUGUGCAGGGCACAGGCUUUGUUCUGUUUGACAACUUUGUUCUAACCAAUGCCCACUUGUUUAAACCUUGGGUGGAAAUAUAUAACUGGAGGAACUAUUUGAAUAUUACUGCAGAGUUAAACUUUGAAAAUAAACCAGGGAUGAAAUAUCAGGCUACACUAGUUGGUGGAACUCAUGAUUUAGAUUUUGCUCUGUUAGAGCUCAUCCAAAUCCCUGAUCUAAAAGAGCUAAAGGAAAAACACCCAGGUCUCCUGAAGAUAUUUGGUCCAGUACCUCUACCUGUUUAUGAUAGUGGGGCUUGUAUUAUUGGUCAUCCAGCAGGAGGAGUGAAGAAAAUGGACAUUACAUGUAUCAUCAGGAACAAGGACACGGAGCAGAGGGUCGAGGAGAAUUUAGUGUCCUAUGAACCUUUUAUUGUCUGCUCAACUAAUUAUCAGAUCAAAAGAGAUCCCUCUGCAGAGAAGUGUGUGACCUACAACAGCUUCAUGUAUCAUGGCUCCUCUGGCUCCCCAGUGUUUGAUGCUUUUGGACGGGUGUUUGGUUUGCACUCUGGUGGAUUUUUCUAUGACAAGGUAAUUCCUGGUCACAGUGUUAUGGAGUUUUGCUACCCACUGCUUGAUGUAUUCAAAAAGCUUCUGGAAGAACUCCAUAAAGCUGGUAGGGAGGAUUUGUUGGAGAGAAUUAUGAAUGAAGCACAGGGAAACGGAUACCUUGAGGAGAUCAUUGUUGGACUGAAACAAACUAAAGAUCAGGCUCUCUGUGUGGAAAAUCAGAGAACAGAUGAAACAGGAGAACAAUUUAUUCCUGAGGAGGAAAUGGAGCAAAGUUAGUGUUUAAAUUAGAUGUCAAGAGAAAUAGCAUAUUUUUUACGGUAAAUGUUAUGUUUUAUAUCACAUGUGUCAAACUCAAGGCCCGCGGGCCACAUGUGGCCCGCUACGUCAUUUUAU